This is a messenger RNA of Marmota flaviventris (yellow-bellied marmot), 4240 nucleotides long. RefSeq names its product ATPase family AAA domain containing 1 (gene Atad1). Gene Ontology annotation, cellular component: mitochondrial outer membrane. Lineage: Eukaryota; Metazoa; Chordata; Mammalia; Rodentia; Sciuridae. Gene Ontology annotation, molecular function: ATP binding; ATP hydrolysis activity. Gene Ontology annotation, biological process: extraction of mislocalized protein from mitochondrial outer membrane. The record is from RefSeq and is a predicted model, not a curated record.
CGGAAGCGCUUUCUCCCAGGCGGCAUUUCCUUCCUGUGCAAGGCCGGCUGAAGGUUCCUGCUGCUGCUGUUUCUUCCUCUGGGUUAACAAUCAAGAUGGUACAUGCUGAAGCCUUUUCUCGUCCCUUGAGUCGGAAUGAAGUUGUUGGUUUAAUUUUCCGCUUGACAAUAUUUGGUGCAGUAACAUACUUUACUAUCAAAUGGAUGGUAGAUGCAAUUGAUCCAACCAGAAAGCAGAAAGUAGAAGCUCAGAAACAGGCAGAAAAACUUAUGAAGCAAAUUGGUGUGAAAAAUGUGAAGCUUUCAGAAUAUGAAAUGAGUAUUGCUGCUCAUCUGGUAGAUCCUCUUAACAUGCAUGUUACUUGGAGUGAUAUAGCAGGUUUAGAUGAUGUCAUUACGGAUCUGAAAGAUACAGUUAUCUUACCUAUCAAAAAGAAGCAUUUGUUUGAAAAUUCUAGGCUUCUGCAGCCUCCAAAAGGUGUUCUUCUUUACGGACCUCCAGGCUGUGGUAAAACAUUAAUUGCCAAGGCUACAGCUAAAGAAGCAGGCUGUCGGUUUAUUAACCUUCAACCUUCAACAUUGACUGAUAAGUGGUAUGGAGAAUCUCAGAAAUUGGCUGCUGCUGUUUUCUCCCUUGCCAUAAAGCUACAGCCUUCCAUCAUCUUUAUAGAUGAAAUAGACUCCUUUCUACGGAAUCGUUCAAGCUCUGAUCAUGAAGCUACAGCCAUGAUGAAAGCUCAGUUUAUGAGUCUCUGGGAUGGUUUGGAUACUGAUCAUAGCUGCCAGGUCAUAGUAAUGGGAGCUACUAAUCGUCCUCAGGACCUUGACUCAGCUAUAAUGAGAAGAAUGCCUACAAGAUUUCAUAUCAACCAGCCUGCUCUAAAACAAAGAGAAGCAAUCUUGAAGCUCAUCUUGAAAAAUGAAAAUGUGGAUAGGCAUGUAGACCUGCUAGAGGUUGCCCAGGAAACUGAUGGCUUUUCAGGAAGUGACCUAAAAGAGAUGUGUCGAGAUGCUGCCCUCCUCUGUGUCAGGGAAUAUGUUAAUUCUACAUCAGAAGAAAGUCAUGAUGAAGAUGAAAUUCGGCCUGUGCAACAGCAGGACCUCCAUCGGGCAAUUGAAAAGAUGAAGAAAUCAAAGGAUGCAGCAUUUCAGAAUGUUUUAACACAUGUUUGUUUAGAUUAAGAGUAAAGAUCAUUUGUACAGUUUGGUGAUCUAGUUCGUGUGCCCUCUUAUUAUGGAAAUAGAGUGAAAGGAGUGCUCCUAAAACAUUGAGGGAGUUCCGUGUUUAUGGUUUUUUACUCUGAAUUCUAAGUUAUUGAGGUAUAGUUGUUAUGUAAAUGGCAUGAGUACUUGUCAGAAAUCAUGAGGAAGAACCAUUUAAUCCAGCCCAAGUGUGGGUGCUUGCGUUUGACCUCUUUAGCCAUAUGUUGUUAUAGCCUUAUAGAAUCUAAGCUGGUCUUAAAGUAAUAAAUGAUUCAUUGGGUCAUUAGUGAGAAAUGGGAAUGUGGUAGGUGCUGGUUCCUAGAUAUGUAUGUAUGUGUGUGUGUGAGAGAGAAUAUGUAUGUGUGUAUAUUAAUUGUAUAUACCACUCAUUUUUUUAUUGACAUUCUGUAGAUAUGUUUGAAUACAGAACUUUUUUUUACCCCAACUACUGAAUCCAAAAGUACUGGAUAGUAUAUAGCAAAACUAAGAUUUAAGGUUGUGUCCAAUAGGUACAGUGAUUCAGUCAUUUCCAAUUGUCAUUUGUUUUAUCUUUUUUAAACUGAACAUUUCUUUGUCUGCAGUUGAUAAGUUGAAUCAGCUACGUCUGAAUAUAUACUCAUGGCUUUGUCAUAAUGGCUGACAGGAUAAUGAAAUAAAAAUACUUGUUCAGUGAUCAGCAUUGGAUAGUUGUUAGGCAGACAUGGUCAACACUGAUUUUGCCUCUUUUCAUAAGCACAUUGAGUAGACUUUUUAAGUUCUAAAUUGAUUGAUUUAGGUGGAUUGAAAGGCUUUCAAAAGAAUAGGUUUGAAAAACUUCCAUGCCCUUCAUGUGCAUGACUUACUUUCCUUUCUUCCUUUAAUAUAACAGAUAGUUCUGUUGUAACCAUGUGUUUCUUAAAUGUUUGUCCUUUAAUUAUGGUCAAAUAUAAUUUGAUCACCAAAAAUGAAAUGAUAGUUUAAAAUAAGUAGCUACUACUAAAUGUACUAAGAAUACUCAUUUUGUAGCUUUAAUUUGAAAAAUUUUCAAUGUAUUAAAAAUUGUGGCCUCAUUAAGUACAAAACUACACAUCAGAAUUCCUAUAUUAUAUCUGUAGUUAUUUACUGCUCUGUAACUACAUACAAAACUUUAUUUUUAGUUCCAAAUCUACUAACCAGAAUUCUAUUAUAGGCACCUAAAUACAUAGCAUGAGUAAAAUGGCACGACACAAUCUUAAGGUGCUUUUUGAAUCAUCAGAAAGAUUAAAUUAAGUUUUAGAUGCUUUUGUUUUGAUUAUAUUUUUUUGAAAACUCAAUCAUUGUUAAUGAGUUAUUGGAUUAAUUUAGUUUCUUUGAUAAUGUCUCUCACAAGAACCUAUUGGAUAGUUUUUUUCUUUAAUUUGUACUCUGGUGGGAUAGAGGUUGCAGAACACUUUGGUAACAGAAAGCAAGUUAUGAAAGAUUGUAAGCAUGAUGGAAAAAGGAAUGCAAAAUAUAAGAUACCAAAAAUUUGAAAAAUUGUCCCAUUUUUAAUAACUGUAGUAUAUAUACUAGUGUUUUAUAAAUGUGUAAUAAAGGGGUCCCUCUUGAUUUUUCUCCACUUAAUCCUUGGUCUUUUUCAGUUAUUUUAAAUGUUAUGGGGGUUUCGGGUUAUAAAACUUGUAUUUGGAUAAUUUUUAUCUGGCAAUCUAGAUUUCAUAUUUUUAUAGUAUACAUUUUAGUAUCUAAUCAUUAUUUUGUUUUAAUAUGAAUUUCAGUUAUCAUUUCAUUUUAAUCUAAUGGCACAUUGUUUAAAAAUCAGUGGUGAUAUAUCCCCUUGUGUCCUUUUUAUCCUAAAUUCAAAAUAUCCAGUUGUGGUAACUAACUGAAUUUGUCUUGAUUUUUGUCAUCAAAUGAAACCAGAGAAAUACACUAAUCCCAAUAACUGUGACUCUUGUAGGCAUGUUAAGGCCAUAAAGAUGAAGAAACUAUUUUCCUAUGAUUUUAAAGAACUUUUAAUAUUAUGUAGUUACCUCUCUUUUGGACUCAAGUUUCACAUAUGUAGUCUGAUCUCUGAUUUCUGAAAUAUUUUGCUUUUGGUAACACUUAAGAGUACUCCUGGAUUCAAUCCUCCAUACCAAAAAAAAAAAAAAAAGAAAGAAAAAGAAAGUACUUUGUCUAAAAUCAGACUUCUUGAAUUUAAAUUCAGGCUUCCCAUUAAUUAACUAUAUAUUCUUGAACUCUUUACCAUUGUUUGUUUUUGUAUUUUUGAUUCAGGGACUUGGCUGUAUUUCCUAGGCUAGCCUCAAAUUCCUGAACACAAAUGAUUCUCCUGCCUUAGCCUCUCAUGUAGCUGGGACUGUUUGUACAUACCACCACUGUCUUAAACUGGUUACCUUGUUUAAGCUUCAAUUUCUCAUCUAUAAAAUAAGGGCAACAGUAGCACCCACCUUACAGGGUUUGACAGUGAGAUAAUGCACAUAAGGCACUCAUCACAGUGUCUCACACAAACAUAGUGCUGAAAUUUUAACUAUCAUAUUGUUAAGGUUAUUACUUUUAUACAUUUAUACACAUCCUGUUGACCAGGUUCAAUCUUUAAGCAUUCUCCAUGCUUAACCCAUUUUCAUCAUCCCUAGGCCUGCACUCUGAGAAUUGAGAUUAAAAGGAUCACUUGUGUGGUGUUUCUCUAAAAGUUUCAUUGUCAGAAGACUUCUGAUAAGUCUGGUGUGUCUCAUGCUUUUCCCAUUCCUUUUAAAAUAGAAGUUAGAAACUCCAAAGUUUGAAUCAACCCAGCGUUGCCUUUACUGUUUUUCCAUUUUCUGGCUUAUCCAGGCUCCCACCUGCAGAUAGACCCAGAAAGCAUGUUAUUAAGAGCUGGGUUAAGGUAACCUAAACAUUCUGUGUGGACCAUAAUAAUCUCAUGGCGUUGGUGCUAGAUGCACAUGUCUCCAGCCUUGACUGUGUUUGAAUAAAAACGACAGCAGUGUCUUGUGUAGGAAUUUUUUACUGGAAUAAUGUUGUCUGUGGGCAAAUAUUACAGCUUUCUUCUGAUAAGGAAAAUAAAUUGGAUAAUUUACAUUUUA